Messenger RNA from Colletotrichum navitas, 856 nucleotides. RefSeq lists its product as uncharacterized. Lineage: Eukaryota; Fungi; Ascomycota; Sordariomycetes; Glomerellales; Glomerellaceae. The record is from RefSeq and is a predicted model, not a curated record. The transcript has a single exon. Bases 133 to 420 code for a protein of 95 amino acids.
UGUUCCGGCUCCGGUUGGAUCCCCACAAGGUAUCGCCCUGUUGUCGUUUUUGGCCUUUUUUUUUCGCGCGCGCGAUCCGCCGCGGCUCACUUCAAUCGUUGAAGUCUUACACAAGGCUGACCUUUCGAAUAGAUGCCUCCUACAAGGAACAAGGACAAGGACAAGAAGAAGGUCGCUCAGGCUAGGACCCCUGAGCCUGCCCUGAAGAGGGUUGAGUGUAUGAGGUGCCUUGCAAGCGCGCUUCAUGGUGACUCUUCAGGGUGGUGCGAGCCGACAGUCAGUAGCCGGUCCCGAAAGUGCAAGCGAUGCGCUAUUGGCAAGGUGCCUUGUGUCACUAUACUAGAGGGAUCUGAGCUCUGCCGUUUAGCAGGGGAUUUUCUGGCUGCAAAGCUGUUUGGGCCUGAGGCCAUUGGAGCCUGAGGCAGAGGGCCCACAGCCUUCAAGGGGGUCAUUUUCCCCUCUCAUUAUUUCGCACAGAACUUAGCUUAGACACCAUAACUUAUUUGCGUUUCCUAUAGGGUUUUGCCCUAUUUACUUUACUCUAAUCGUUUUUCUAGUCUCCCCUUCUAGAAACAAAAGAAAGAUAAGGCUAUCGCCUACUUUUGCCUUGUUAAGUUAAUUAACUUAAGAUUCCUAUGGUUAUAGAUUAAAAACUAUGCUUCCUAACAAGAGCAAACAGCUAGAACCAAAGACUAUCAUCCUGGCUACUGACGACCAUCAGCUCUAAUCGUCCCCUAGCAAGGCUAACGUAGUAGACUAAUAGUUACUAUUUACACUAUUUUACUCUUAGCUUAGCAACACUAGCCUAGAUUUAUUGUCUCUAACUACAAGGCUACUAUUAGAAUCUAAAUACCCC